AUGGCCCCCAACAACCCUAACGCACUCCUCAUUAUCCACGGAAGCUAUUUCCUCCCCAGAGCCUGGGAUACAUUCAGUACCCAGCUGACGCAAUCGGGCCUCACAGUCUGCUGUCCGCGCCUCCCAAGCUGCGGCGACAAACGUCCCCCAACAGCCACACUCAAAGAUGAUGUCACCGCCGUUCGCAAAGCAGCCAAAGAUCUCGUCGACACAGGACACGUUGUAAUAGUCCUUGCCCAUGGCUAUGGCGGAGUUGUCGCCUCAAAUGCCCUUACCCCAGACCUCUACGCCAACGAAACCACCCACGGCAUCGUCUACCUCCUCCUCCUAAGCGCCUGGCUCGUCCCAUGCGGCUCCUCCAUUGAACAAGUGGUUUCUCAGAACGGAUUGGAAGUCCAAAAAACCCUUUUUGUGGAAGAAGACGGGGUAGUCUCCUGCAAGAAUGCCGCUGAGACCUUCUACAAUGAUAUCGACUCCGCAACCGCGGCGCAGCUAGCUCAGGACAACGUUACGCAAAAUAGGGCUGCUGCUACAGGAAGAGUGAACGGGGCGCCGUGGAGGGAUCUACCGACUACUUAUGUUUAUUGUACUAAGGAUAUGGCUGUUCCGUGGCCUGUUCAGAAGAUGAUGGUUGACGAUGCCGUAGCUUCUGCUGACGGCGAGGUUGAGUUUGUGACGGAGGAUCUUGACUCGGGACAUUGUCCGUUCUUGAGUAGGCCCGAUGAGCUGGUUCGGAUCGUGAAGCGGGUGCUUGUUACGGUGGGGUAA
Molecule: messenger RNA, 768 nt
Organism: Penicillium maclennaniae
Lineage: Eukaryota; Fungi; Ascomycota; Eurotiomycetes; Eurotiales; Aspergillaceae
Product: alpha/beta hydrolase
Exons: 1
Coding region: 1-768 (255 amino acids)
Source: RefSeq, a predicted model, not a curated record